UACUGCGAGGAGGUAUUUCUCGCAUCCCCGCCCCGCCGCGCCGCCCGAGAGUAGGCGCGUCGGGGAGCAACAACAACAAGCCUUCAGACAGUCCAGUCCCUAGUCCCUGCCACCCUGCACCUUUAGGGCUUUAGAGGCCGUGGUUCCAUGGCCUGUCCAGCCACCUAAAGCACUGAAGAAGCUGUGCCUCGUCUCCACGGCAGGACGAUGGUGUUCGGACUCAAACCCGUGUGUGACAAGUGUGGCACGAAGGAGAGCAAUCUCUGGCAAAGGGACGACCAUGACCAGAUCGUGUGCUGCGAGUGCCAGGCCGGUGCCGUGAGCCCGCAGCCCAGGGUGCAGCCCAGGACACCACGAGGCCGCGAUGAGGACGACCAGGAGGGGGCUAGGGACGAGGACAAGGCGGACCAGGACGACCACAAGGAUGCAGACUCCAGCAACGGUAACGGCGGCAAGGACGACGACCAGGAUGGCGAUAAGGAGAAGGACUCGGGGCGGAGCUCGGACAAAAGGGAGACCAAGAGGAGGACGCGGAAGGGGCGGCAGGGCGGGAAGGGCGGCGUUCCCAAGGGCAAGGGUAGACGCUACAUCUUCAAGAAGAGUGCCACAAAGGCUCCAGCUGCAGUGGCAACCCCUGUUACAUCAGACUAUCUAUUUUGCAAGGGCUUAUAUUACCAAAUUGGAGACAUUGUCUCCUUGAUAGAUGUUGAUGGAGGAACCUACUAUGCCCAGAUAAGAGGACUUUUGCAGGACCAGUACUGUGAGAAGAGUGCUGUGUUAACAUGGCUUCUUCCAACUAAAACUUCCCCACCUCCUGAACAAGGCUUUGACCCAUCAACAUAUAUAAUAGGUCCUGAAGAAGACAUUCCACGCAAACUGGAGUACAUGGAAUUUGAACGCCAUGCCCCGUCAGACUACUUUAAGGAUCGCACCUCACCUUACUCAACAAUGACAUACCAACCACAAUCUUGCUUUGUCUGGUCAAGACUUGGCCCACAGAUUAAACCAAUAGAAAAAGCCAAGGAACUAAUGACAAAGUAAAAAUGUAUUCAUUUUGAUAAUAAACAUUCACAUUUAUAAA
This is a messenger RNA of Eriocheir sinensis (Chinese mitten crab), 1081 nucleotides long. RefSeq names its product GATA zinc finger domain-containing protein 1-like. The transcript is spliced from 4 exons. Lineage: Eukaryota; Metazoa; Arthropoda; Malacostraca; Decapoda; Varunidae. Gene Ontology annotation, biological process: regulation of DNA-templated transcription; chromatin organization. Bases 208 to 1041 code for a protein of 277 amino acids. Gene Ontology annotation, cellular component: nucleus. The record is from RefSeq and is a predicted model, not a curated record. Gene Ontology annotation, molecular function: sequence-specific DNA binding.